This is a messenger RNA of Peronospora farinosa, 1401 nucleotides long. The record is from the annotation of a GenBank genome assembly. Lineage: Eukaryota; Oomycota; Peronosporomycetes; Peronosporales; Peronosporaceae.
AUGACUCCACCACCGAUACAGCGUCCUGCACAUUCCUUCUGCUCUACAGAGCGCCGCUCCUGUACAUCACCUCAUUUAGUGCGUACACGAUCUAAGAACUCGAUUGUUGACGGUACGAGUGAUGUAGCUUUGGCGUCCGAGGGCAAGACAGUAACAUCACGUUUGACACGCAAGACGAAAAGCUUAAGCGAAGGUCUCGAGCCGGUCACAAGCGAGUGUCUCAUGGAUAUUGCAAUCUUUCUUGGCGGUUCAUGCAACCCUACGACCUGGAGAGAAGACAUUGCCAUGCCGAUGCUGGACGCCGCGCACGUGCGCUACUUUAAUCCACAGGUAGACGAGUGGUUCGAGGAGCUCAUCGAAAUUGAGACCAAGGCCAAGGAGACUGCGCAGAUUAUGCUCGUGGUGGUUGACAAACUGACACGUUGUCUCGUGUCAAUCAACGAAGCAGUGGAAUUUAUUUGUAGAGGUAGGAAGGUAAUGCUUGUGGUCGAGGACAUUGGCGAAGGAGACAAAAUUGCUGGAAAGUUGCUGUCCAAGAUGGAACUAGCGGAUCUAAACGGAGCGCGGCAGUGUCUCCGUGACUUAGCAUUGAAGAGAAAUGUAGGGAUUUUCCCGGACGUGGCGACGGCUAUUGAUGGAUGCAUUACGUGGCUCAUUCAAACCAACGCGCCCAAGUUUCGACCAGAAAUGCGGCGUCUAAGGAAACGUUCGUCGAUUGUGCUAAACGAAUGGUGUGGCAAGCACCAAUUGAAUUGUGCAACGUCACGUUCGCACUCUUUACGGCUGCUGAAAUAUAACAGCUGUGGCAGCAGCAAGAGCAUCACCGACGACAACGAACAGGGCUGUGGAUCUUCCGGACUAUCGUCAUUAAAUCGUUCCCUUGCGAAGCAACUAGGCUGUCGAUCAGUCAGCGACUCUACAGGAGGAUCCGUCUAUCUAGGAGGUAACUUGUCAGCGACGUCCUGGAGACAGAAGGUUGCUAUCCCGCUCUUGCACAAAUCUGGGAUCUCCGUGUACGUCCCGUUCGCGGACUACUUGCAAGUUGGGUUGUCCUUGGCAGCGGAGAAGCACGCAAAGGCUCUGGCUGAACGCUUUCAGAAAGAUGAAACCCAGAAGACGAUCGCAGAGCUCAUCCUAUUCGUGAUUCCAAGGAACUUGCGCUCGAUUGCCGCCAUGACAGAGGCAAUUGAGCUCGUUUUAAGUCACCAAGCUUUAUUGCUGGUGAUCGAGCCUGUGGAGGAAGGGUGUAUGAUAGAGAAUGAGGUAGGGAUCAUUGGCCGCGAGUUCAAAGAUCUGGCACGAGCCCGAAAAUAUUUGCGCGAGAUGGCAGAACGCAACGACGUCGCCGUGUUUGAGUCGGUCACAGAAGCUGUCGAGACCAUCGUCGAGAGAUUAGCGUAG